AAAACGUGACAAGAAAAGUGUUUUCUCGACUCGAGAUGUUAGAAGGUGCUAAAUCAAUAGGUGCCGGAGCUGCUACAAUUGCUUUAGCCGGAGCUGCUGUCGGUAUUGGAAACGUCCUCAGUUCUUUGAUUCAUUCCGUGGCGUCAAAUCCAUCAUUGGCUAAACAAUCAUUUGGUUAUGCCAUUUUGGGCUUUGCUCUCACCAAAGCUAUUGCAUUGUUUGCCCCAAUGACGGCCUUUCUGAUCUCAUUCGUUUUUCGAUCGCAUAAAAAGUCAUGA
Messenger RNA from Triticum dicoccoides, 278 nucleotides. RefSeq names its product ATP synthase subunit 9, mitochondrial-like. Bases 36 to 278 code for a protein of 80 amino acids. Lineage: Eukaryota; Viridiplantae; Streptophyta; Magnoliopsida; Poales; Poaceae. The record is from RefSeq and is a predicted model, not a curated record. The transcript has a single exon. Gene Ontology annotation, biological process: proton motive force-driven ATP synthesis; proton transmembrane transport. Gene Ontology annotation, molecular function: proton transmembrane transporter activity.